AUGGCGAGGUCGUCGCCUUUCUUCAAGAAGAUGCUCUAUGGAGGAUUUGCCGAAGGCAAAAAGGCGCAACCGGAGAGCGGGAAACCAGACUGGGUGGUGAAACUACCCGACGAUAAUGUCGCCUCUAUGACAAUCAUCCUGAACAUCAUCCACGGCCGUUUCGACAAGGUUCCCGGUUAUGAGGAUUUUGUCUACACGACGCAUUUCUACAACCUUUGCGUCUUGACAGAUAAGUACGACAUGGCCCACGUCUUGCGGCCGUGGGCUAAAGGUUGGUCGCGCUCUACGCAUAACCAAUGCGAAAAGCUUGGCCAGUCUUUGCGAACGAAGUUCUGUCACGAACGACUGUGGAUUGCGUGGGAGCUUGGGGACCAGGUUGCUUUCGAGGGCAUGGCGAAGGGUAUGCUCAUGAACAGCUCCGCCUCGGCAGGCAACAAUCUGCGUUACGUCGGGGCAUUGGAGCCACCUGGAAUAUAUGGUAUGUCUAAUCAUCUAACCCCUAUUGCGUUUCGUAUAGCUCAUGAAAUUCCACCCCAGAGAGGAUAG
This is a messenger RNA of Daldinia childiae, 546 nucleotides long. RefSeq lists its product as uncharacterized. The coding region runs from base 1 to 546 and encodes 181 amino acids. Lineage: Eukaryota; Fungi; Ascomycota; Sordariomycetes; Xylariales; Hypoxylaceae. The transcript has a single exon. The record is from RefSeq and is a predicted model, not a curated record.